Gryllus bimaculatus (two-spotted cricket) is the source of this 1263-nucleotide messenger RNA. The record is from the annotation of a GenBank genome assembly. NCBI's taxonomy places the organism in Eukaryota, Metazoa, Arthropoda, Insecta, Orthoptera, Gryllidae.
GAUUCAGGGGAGCAGUCUUUUGAAGCCUACCGUACGAGUGAUACGCACUGUCUGCAAAAAUGGCGCCGAAAUACAAAGUCACUUACUUUAAUGUGAUGGCUCUUGGCGAACCCAUUCGCUACAUCCUUUCUCACGCAGGAAAGGAAUUUGAAGAUGUUCGCGUUGAGAAAGAGCAGUGGGCAACGCUUAAAAAAGAUGCACCAUUCGGAAAGAUGCCCACUUUAGAAGUUGAUGGCAAAACGGCACACCAGUCCAUAUCGAUCUGCCGUUUUCUUGCCAGGGAGUUCGGAUUAGCAGGAGAAAAUAACUGGGAAAGUCUCCAAAUCGACGGCGUCGUUGAUACGAUCGUCGACUUGCGCAUUGCUAUUGCAGAUACGAUGCACGCUGACGAAGCUACUAAAGCACAGAAGAAGGAAAAACUUAUAAAUGAAACCCUGCCGUUUUACCUCUCACGACUGGACGAGCAAGUACAAAUAAAUGGAGGAUAUUUUGUGAAUAAUAAGCUAUCUUGGGCAGAUCUUCAUUUCGCAGCAACAGCCGAGCUAUUUAAGGGUGGUUUGCAGGCUGAUUACAUAGCUCAGGCAUUAGUCGUUCAACUGACACCAACAAGUUUCAAUUCGUUUGCAAGGAUGGCGCCGAAAUAUAAAGUUACUUACUUCAAUUUGAUGGCUCUUGGGGAACCCAUUCGCUACAUUCUUUCUCAAGGAGGGGUGGAAUUUGAAGAUAAUCGCAUUGAGAAAGAGGAAUGGCCAACGCACAAGAAAGAUACACCUUAUGGACAAAUGCCCGUUUUAGAAGUCGAAGGCAAGAAAGCACAUCAAUCCACAUCCAUUUGCCGUUAUCUUGGAAAGGAGUUUGGAUUGGCAGGAGAAAAUAAUUGGGAAAGCCUACAAAUAGAUGCCACCGCAGACACGCUAGUCGACUUGCGUAUAGCUAUUAAAGAUGCUCUGCGGGCCGACGAAGCGACUAAAGUACAGAAAAAAGAAAAGCUCAUGAAAGAAACUAUACCGUUUUAUCUGACACGACUAGAUAAGCAAGUUGAAGAGAAUGGAGGUUAUUUUGUCAACAAAAAGCUUUCUUGGGCAGAUCUAUAUUUUGCAGCAUUUGCUGAAGUAUGCAUUGGCAUACUAGAGACAGAUUUCGUCGCUGAUUACCCUAAUCUGAAAUAUUUGGUGGAUAAAGUAUGGAAUCUACCUAACAUCAAAACUUGGAGAGCUAAACGACCAAAGACUUCUAAAUAAAUGAAUUUUUAAUAAAUGAAUA